This is a messenger RNA of Mizuhopecten yessoensis (Yesso scallop), 1214 nucleotides long. Its product is annotated as sodium- and chloride-dependent GABA transporter 2-like. The coding region runs from base 71 to 1198 and encodes 375 amino acids. The transcript is spliced from 9 exons. Gene Ontology annotation, biological process: sodium ion transmembrane transport. The record is from RefSeq and is a predicted model, not a curated record. Lineage: Eukaryota; Metazoa; Mollusca; Bivalvia; Pectinida; Pectinidae. Gene Ontology annotation, cellular component: membrane.
GCGGUUUCCAUACAUAUGCUACAAAAAUGGUGGUGGAGCUUUUCUGGUACCAUACUUCAUCUUCCUGGGAAUGGUUGGGGUUCCUCAGCUCCUUCUUCAGUUCUCAUAUCCGCAGUACUCCAGCAGCGGACCAGCUAGGGCAUGGGUGUGUUGUCCUCUCUUCAAAGGUAUAGGUUACGCAAUGAUUCUGACCAACUCUGUGAUCGCAGUUUAUUAUAACGUCAUCAUUGCCUGGACAUUGUACUACCUUGCUAACUGUUUCUCUGUAAAGCUGCCUUGGAGUAAUUGUGAUAAUACUUGGAACACGGGAAAUUGUUACACCCGAACGAAUGAACCGACAGCAGUAGUGAGAAACACAAGCAGUACAGCAGUUUACAAUAUGUCAGGUUUGAAGGAACCAAAAUUUGGGACGAAUGGGACAACAUUAUCAGAGAACGGUAAAACCGCCACAGAAGAAUUUUGGACGUACAAUGUUCUCCAGUUAACUGAUGGUGUAGAGACAAUGGGACACGUACGCUGGCAGUUACUUCUGUGUAACCUUUCUGUAUGCAUACUCCUUUUCCUCUGUGUCUUCAAGGGCAUCAAAUUGUCGGGAAAAAUUGUCAUGAUACAAGUAUUGACGGGGUCACUGGGUGACAUUAAUCCGCACCUUUUUCGGUCGAAAGUUGCAUGGACGUCUGCCGCUAUUUGUCUGGUGACGUUUGUGCUUGGAAUACCAUUUUGUUGUCAGGGCGGGAUGUACGUGCUACAGUUGGUGGAUUGGUACAUUGCCAGUGUUGCUUUGCUACUGAUAGUUUUCCUUGAAUCAUCUGUCCUGGCAUGGAUAUAUGGGUCCCAGAGGCUAAGUGACGAUAUAGCUGUGAUGAUUGGAUAUCGUAUACCAAAGUUGUGGCAGGUGUUCUGGAGAUUUGUGACACCAAGCUGUAUACUAGUUAUGUGGAUAAUGAGCCUAGUCAAUCAUCGUCCCGUAACUUAUGGAGGCAAGUCCUAUCCCGCCUGGUCCGUUGGUGUAGGAUGGAUUAUCGCCCUUGUGCCAUUGCUCCCUUUGGUUGGAAACAUCAUAUUGACUCUUCUUAAACACGACGGCAACAUAAAACAGAGACUACAGAAAUCCAUUCAACCCUUGCCUGAUUGGUCAAAUAAUUUGCGAUCAAACCAAUAUUCAGGACAAAAUGGCGAAAUUUUAUUAUUAGAAUAAACCCAUGAGACCCCAA